CUAGUCUCUACAUAUAUGGUCAAUGUGUGUGCUCCAAAUUGCAAUCUAACAAUAAUUAAACAAAUAUCAUUGACAAAUAAAUAUUAACAAACUUUAUUUAUUUAUCUAAAUAAAAAAAAUAAAAAGAAUAAACAAUGGAAGAAGUUCAAAAAAAAUUACAAUCAGAAGUUGAAGCAUACAAACAAGUUCAACGAGACUACCAUAAAGCUGUGAUUACUCGUCAACAACUUGAUGGACAAUUGAAUGAAAAUACUGCUGUCAAAGAAGAAUUAGAUUUACUCAAAUCUGGAAAUGAAGUAUUCAAAUUGAUUGGACCUGUCUUGAUAAAACAAGAACUCGAUGAAGCCAAACAAAAUGUCAACAAAAGAAUUGAAUAUAUUUCAAAUGAAUUAAAACGUACAGAAACUGUUAUUGCUGAUCUUGAUACAAAACAACAGCAACAUCGUGAAACUCUUGAUAAACUUCAACAAAUGUUCCAAAUGGCACAUCAAAAAACUGCUGUUAAAGCUUAAAUACAAAAAAGAAAAAAAGAAAAAAACAAUACAUUUAAAUUAAACAAAUAAAUGAAAAAUAUUAAUUAUUACUUUUACAAAUGAAAAAAAAUAAUAAUUAGAUUUUUAAAAAAAUAAAAAAACAGAUUUUCAUCAAUUGUUGUUUUUUUUUAAAUUAAUUAAAAUUAUUGUGAAAUUAAUUAAUUGAUAAAUAAGGAUUAUUAAUGAA
Messenger RNA from Aphidius gifuensis, 720 nucleotides. It is a transcript of the gene Pfdn6, whose product is annotated as prefoldin subunit 6. The transcript has 4 exons. The record is from RefSeq and is a predicted model, not a curated record. Gene Ontology annotation, cellular component: prefoldin complex; cytoplasm. Gene Ontology annotation, biological process: chaperone-mediated protein complex assembly; protein folding. Lineage: Eukaryota; Metazoa; Arthropoda; Insecta; Hymenoptera; Braconidae. Gene Ontology annotation, molecular function: protein-folding chaperone binding. The coding region runs from base 135 to 512 and encodes 125 amino acids.